Besnoitia besnoiti is the source of this 933-nucleotide messenger RNA. RefSeq lists its product as uncharacterized. The record is from RefSeq and is a predicted model, not a curated record. Bases 1 to 933 code for a protein of 310 amino acids. The transcript has 7 exons. Lineage: Eukaryota; Apicomplexa; Conoidasida; Eucoccidiorida; Sarcocystidae. Gene Ontology annotation, biological process: transcription by RNA polymerase II; transcription initiation at RNA polymerase II promoter. Gene Ontology annotation, cellular component: transcription factor TFIIA complex.
AUGCAGCCUUCGUCGCUCAAGCGCGGGCGCCAACAGCUCCCCCGAGGCGCCGCAGGGCCGGCGCUCGCCGCGGCUUCGCCUGUCCUUCAGCAGAUGGGGUCCGCCAAGAACAUCAGCGCCGUCUACAACCGAGUUAUCGAAGCGACGAUUGAGCGGUGUACGCAGUUUCAGAGCGCCAAAGUGAUGGACGCCAUCGAGAAGCAAUGGCGGCUCGCUCUGCAGCGACGAACAGCGGAACUCCGGCGAGCGCCCGCCGCUGCGCCAGUUGGAGGCGACUCGAGCUCCCACCAGCCGAGAGGAACUGCCGCGGACAGCAGCAGGACCGCCGCCUCAGGCAUCGCCCCCGCGGCUGCGCCGCCAGCAGGGCCGCCACAGAGUGCGCAGAGCGGCGGAGACGCCAAGAGCUCCGCUGCUGCAGCAAAGGCAAGCGGCGGGCAGCCCUCGUCUCCGAAAGUGACGAAGCCAGCGGACAAGGCAGCAGAGGCUGUGGAGGCGCCCGCCGAUGCGCCAGCAAAGAGUGAGCCGGCGGGGGACGGCGGGGCUGAGGCAGCGGAUGACGACGAUGACUUCGAAGACGCCGACGUUGACGAGGCCGAGACACUCAGCGCAACCCUAUCAGAAGGACCUGCGGCUAGCGCCAGCAGCAGCCAUACUCAGGCACAUGCGCCCUCAAACGACGGUAGCGCUGACGCAUCAGGUCACAGUCGCCCCGAGCUCGAGGAGAAGGAAGAGAUUCUUGAUGAUGUCUCCGACUUAGAUGACCAGGAACCUGCUGCCACUGACGGCAUCUACGCCUUGUAUGAAAGGGUGGAACGGUGUGGUUCAAGCGGCAAGAAAACGACAAACUGGAGAGUAACGCUGCGGCAUGGCAUCAUACGGGCAGGCCGACAAGAAAUCGCCUUCGAUCGUCUGUAUGGAGAGCUGAAAUUCUAG